Messenger RNA from Puccinia graminis f. sp. tritici CRL 75-36-700-3, 630 nucleotides. RefSeq lists its product as uncharacterized. The record is from RefSeq and is a predicted model, not a curated record. Bases 1 to 630 code for a protein of 209 amino acids. The transcript is spliced from 3 exons. Lineage: Eukaryota; Fungi; Basidiomycota; Pucciniomycetes; Pucciniales; Pucciniaceae.
AUGGCAGACGCAGGUGCAGGAUCAUCCGAUGGAAAAAUGGUGAAGAUCAAGCCACAGGAUAAGUCGUUGGGAUUCGAUGGGAACAAUGUCGACAGAUUCUUGUCUGACUAUCAGCUGGCGGCGAGGUUGGAUGGCGCAUCCGAUAGUGAUAUGGCCCAGCAAGUUCGGUUCUUUGUGCGCGGCGAGGAAGUUAAGGAUGUGCUCGAAACGUUGGACGGCUUUGAAACCAAGGAGUGUCGUUGCCCACAUCAACUCGUUGGAGGAGAUUCGAACAUUGUUUUAUUGCUCGUUUUCGACGGCGGUGCAAGAGAGGAUUUGGGAUCAGCUUAUCAAAGACAAGACAAUGAUCACGACAAGGCUGUAGACGAGGUUAUGAAGGGUCAGCCUGCAUUGACUUUUGAGGAUUCUAGAUCUUCCAAUCCUGUCUCGACGUCGCUGUUUAAGCAGUCCAAUGAAAUAAUGAAUAAGAUGGAGACGGAUCGGCGACCAAAAGAGGCUCCUGUUUCAGCAAAGGCACCGGCCACCAUCGAUGAAAUUUCGAAGAUGCUUCAGUCAUUUGAGCAAAGGCUUGAGAAGAAGUUUUUGGCAAGCGCUGCACCUCCUUCUUCUUCAGUACCGCCUGCACCAUGA